Messenger RNA from Aphanomyces astaci, 2445 nucleotides. RefSeq lists its product as hypothetical. Gene Ontology annotation, cellular component: nucleus. Bases 1 to 2445 code for a protein of 814 amino acids. The transcript has 9 exons. Gene Ontology annotation, biological process: DNA damage checkpoint signaling; positive regulation of transcription by RNA polymerase II. The record is from RefSeq and is a predicted model, not a curated record. NCBI's taxonomy places the organism in Eukaryota, Oomycota, Saprolegniomycetes, Saprolegniales, Verrucalvaceae. Gene Ontology annotation, molecular function: histone binding.
AUGGACGACGGCAGAGGAUGGAUCAGCUCGCCGAUUGAAAACAAGGAUGACAAGCUAAGCAUGAGCGCAUCUGAUGUAUACAGGGAGCUGCCGUACCAUCUGCCGCGGCGUGUAUCCCAAGAUGGUGUGCCGCUGGUGCUAGCGUCGUUCGACGACUCCGCUGUGGCCCUGUCACCAGCGAACGAAGAUGACGAGACACAACUACAGGUCAGCACGGACAGCGGAUGGGACAAGACGCAGAAACUCGAGUCUGUGGAGCCACCUCGAGUGGACGAGGUGUCGGACACGGAAACCCACAUCUUUAGCGACGACGACGACGACAUGGAACUCACGCAGAUCAUUGCCGACGACGACAUCGAUGAUGACACUGAGGCUCCACGCGAAGCGCAGCUAUGUCGUCCUCCGCGUGUUGGUGAUGCCGAGGAUGUUGGACGAGGCGAAGCCACGAUGCGGCUCUUGUCUCCGCCUCCCUCAGCGCCAUUCAAACGAACCGCCGUACAUAGCGAAAGCGUUCACACCUACGAACCCACCCAACGACUCAUGGAGCCGCCAUCUGCUUCAAAUGAAACAGGUGCAUCCGCUGCCCCGAACAACCAAGACCCCCACAGCAGCACCAGCAUCGCAUCGUCCACGACCACGAUGGCCCAUGAUGCAUCUGCAGGCGAUGUCGACCACGAAUCGUCGAGUGUUGUCCACCACCAAUUUCUUCAGCAUGGCGCGUCCGAGCCAUGCGACACGGUCACUUCUGAAACCCGGCAGUCCCCACGUAGCUAUGCUAUGGUUAUUGGUGCGCAGCCAAACGACAAUCAACCACAACCAGCGGGUAUCGAGUGCCCCAUCGAGACUCCUCCAAGCAGCAGCAGCAUCUCGAGCUCCACCGCGGCGGGCGAGGCGUCCGCCCCAGAGUCCGACGAGUCGAUGUCCACCGCCGUCGACGACCCGCCACUGCCGCCACCCGUGUACUUGCAACGACGGAUGAAAGAUGCAGAUACUCCUCUCAUACAUUCUAGCCGACCACCACCAGUCGUGGCCUCAACCUUUGACUUUGACAACAACGAUUCGGCAUCGCAAACAAGUCGACCAUUUGCCUUCUUGGACCAGUCCCAAUCCCAGCAAGACACGCAAGCCAGCCUUCCCGACUUGAACGGAUUGGCUGCCACUACACUCGACGCUGCGAUGCAUGUGCAGGGGUAUACCAGUCACUUGACCCGCCAAAUCAUGGAUGACAACAAGAAUGUGUUUGUGACGCCACCGAAACCCCCCAGACGAUUGAGAUCGUCCACGAUGAUAUCAACGCCAACUACUACUACUUCGUCGUCCCCGCCUACUUGUUCUCGCCGCCUGAAGAAGCGCAAGAUGCCAACGCCCGAUCAGCCGUCGCCCGUGCCGCCGCGCUCGGCGUACGCCACGCGAGUCAAAUGCUUUGCCGACGUCCAUUUCUACCUCAGCGGGUUCAAAGAAGUUGCGAGCGGCCAACUGGUCAGCCAAAUCACGUCGUACGGUGGCAAGAUCCUAAAAGAUAUUGCGCAAAUGAAAAAAGUCCAAGAUCGAUGCUAUGUGGUGGCCACGGCGGAAGCCAGUCGACGACCCAAGACACUGUACGCCAUGGCCUGUGGGAUUCCCAUCGUGCAUCCCGACUGGCUUGCCGCAUGCUUUCAAUCUCGCGUCCUUGUCGACGUUACGGGGUACUGGAUUCCAUCUGGGUUUUCGUGGAUCACUCGACGCAGCCUGGUUCAUAUUCCGCAACAUCAACACACCUUGUUUACAGGCUUGCGCUUUGGCAUCCCGAACGACGUUCCUAAUAAGCAACGCAAAGAGUACCAGCGGUCGAUUGCAAAUGUGAUGAAGUUUCCCCUCGAGCACUGCGGCGCCGUGUCUGUGAAAAUGAAUGUCACACGAAAAGCGAUCGAGGAAGGCUCAGUGGAUGUGUUGUUAACCAACGAAUUCACCCCGCUUUGUACGUUGGCCCAAGAGUAUGACAUUCCCGUCGUGCGGUUUCUAUGGGUGAAUGAAUGCCUUAUCCAUCAGAAACUGGUCGACACGAGCGAGCCAAAUUUGGUGCCUGACGAGUACGACGACCGCAACGGCACGUUGAACUCUCGCGUGAUGGAAGUGAUUUUGCCCACGGCAUCAAAGCUACGCCUGUGCCUGGGGGAGAUGGUGUUUGUGGAUUUGGAUAACCGGCCCCACGAUUUACUCUAUCACAUUUGCCAAGUGGUGCGUCUGGACGAAGCCGACGACGGCGCCGUGUCCAUUCAAGUCCAAGUGUAUCGACGAAAUGUGCAAGGUGGACGGCAACGAGGCCAGGAACUGACGCCGACGCGGCAACUGGUCAAGAUUCAGCCGACCCAGGUGAAGCGCAAGGCGUCGCUCGUGGCGUUCGAAGAUUUCACCCGACUCGCAUAUAACGACAGCAGUCUGUUUUACAUGCGCAAUGACAGCUAA